AUGAAAUUUUCACCUUUGAAAUUGUUCAGGUUUAGUAGAAACUCAUAUAAACUACCUCUGUCUGAAAAGACAAAAGAGAAGAGGAAAAACAGGGACUUUAGGUUGUUACCAAAAUAUUCGAAGUUUAAAGUUACGAACUUUCGCGAUAAGGUCUCUAAUUUCAACGUGGCAUUAAGCGUGAUUCUACUAUGCAUCUUUAUUGCGAAGACUAUAAGCGUCAAUGUCAGCAUCUAUAAGUACAAUUCGUUUGUACAUGAGGAAGAGACUGAGACAGUCACUUUCGAUACUCAGGUGCUGACAGCACCCGAAUACUAUAACUACGAUUUCCACGAUUACAAUCUGGACACCAUCUCAAAAUACGAUAAAGGUGUGAGACAGUAUCUAUUGGACACCUAUAAGACCGAUGAUGUCAGUCAAUUGAGUGUACAGGCGAAGGAAGCAUACGAUGCAGAAUUGCCUAAAUUGCUCAGUUCCUCUGUGGACAUUUACGACAUGAAAGACUUUUCCGGCACAUCACACGGUGUCUCGUCAAGAGAACAUGUUUUGUUAUGUAUUCCUUUGAGAGAUGCAGAAGAUGUUCUGCCGUUGAUGUUUAAGAAUUUAAUGAACCUUACUUAUCCCCACGAAUUAAUUGAUGUGGCUUUCUUGGUCAGUGACUGUUCUGAAAAUGAUCACACUUUGGAAUCUCUGUUGCAAUAUACGCGUUUUUUACAAAAUGGUACUUUACCUGAUGUAUUUGAAGAAAUGGACAAACUCGACGAAAUGACCGACAAAGUCGUAGAAAACGCUGAUGACUCGAAGUUGUACUUGAAAUACAUGAAGAAAGAAUAUCUACAGAGAGUUAAAGAAGCAUUCAAAUCACCAUUUCAUGAGAAUUAUGAUAAACCAUUCAGAUCAAUACAAAUCUAUAAGAAAGAUUUUGGCCAAACUGUAGGACAGAGUUUCUCGGACAGACACGACGUUAAAGUUCAAGGAAUAAGAAGAAAAUUGAUGGGUAGAGCAAGAAAUUGGUUGAUGACAAAUGCUUUAAAACCAUAUCAUUCUUGGGUUUACUGGAGAGAUGCCGACGUAGAGUUAUGUCCAGGUACUGUUAUUGAAGAUUUGAUGUCGAAAGACUUUGACGUCAUUGUUCCAAAUGUUUGGAGACCACUGCCUGAGUUCAUGAACAGUGAACAACCAUACGAUUUAAACUCUUGGAUGGAAUCAAGGGAAGCUAUAGAUUUAGCGAAAAAAUUACAUGAGGAUGAAGUUAUUGUAGAGGGUUAUGCCGAAUACCCAACUUGGAGAGUUCAUUUGGCAUACCUCAGAGAAAAGGAUGGUGAUCCAAACCAAGUCGUCGAUGUAGAUGGUGUCGGUGGUGUUUCCAUUCUAGCAAGAGCAAGAUUGUUUAGAGCAGGCGUACAUUUCCCUGCAUUCACUUUUGAAAACCAUGCAGAGACUGAAGCUUUUGGUAAAAUGGCCAAGAAAAUGGGAUUUAGAGUUGGCGGUUUACCACAUUAUACACUGUGGCAUAUAUAUGAACCUAGUGAUGAUGAUCUGAUGGCAAUUGCAACUAAAGAAAAAGAACGCACAGCAUAA
Molecule: messenger RNA, 1578 nt
Organism: Tetrapisispora phaffii CBS 4417
Lineage: Eukaryota; Fungi; Ascomycota; Saccharomycetes; Saccharomycetales; Saccharomycetaceae
Gene: VAN1
Product: Van1p
Exons: 1
Coding region: 1-1578 (525 amino acids)
Biological process (GO): cell wall mannoprotein biosynthetic process; protein N-linked glycosylation
Cellular component (GO): mannan polymerase complex
Molecular function (GO): alpha-1,6-mannosyltransferase activity
Source: RefSeq, a predicted model, not a curated record